This is a messenger RNA of Tetrahymena thermophila SB210, 2787 nucleotides long. RefSeq names its product SIT4 phosphatase-associated protein. The record is from RefSeq and is a predicted model, not a curated record. Lineage: Eukaryota; Ciliophora; Oligohymenophorea; Hymenostomatida; Tetrahymenidae. The transcript is spliced from 10 exons. Gene Ontology annotation, molecular function: protein phosphatase binding; protein phosphatase regulator activity.
AAAAAUAAAUUAAAUAAAAUUCAAUAGGAUUUUAAUUUUUGCUUGAAAAAAAGUAAAAGGAAAUAAAUAAAUAGCAAGGAAAUAGAUUUUUUUAAAAUGAACGAAGAUAUCUUUAAAUUUUUUUAGCAAGAAAACAGCAAAUUUGAUAAGAUACUUGAGGAUCCAAAUCUUUCAAUAGAAAAUUUAUUAGAUGAAGAAUCAAUCAUAAAUGAAUUUAGGGGAUGCAAUCCUCGUCUUCUUUAAAAAUUAAAGAACUACGACUUUAAUAAGAUGGUCAAGUUUUUAAUUGAAGAGCCAAGCGAGCAAGAUGACUAAAGAAGAUAGUUUAAAUAUCCCUACAUUUCUUGUGAAUUAUUAACAUGCAAUAUUGGAGCUAUUCCUGAGUAGUUUUUCGAGAGAGAACCUUUAACAAUAGAUGAUGAGCACAACGAUUCUGCUGAAAAUUAAAUGCUUUUAGAAGAUGAACACUCUCAAACUCACGGAGAGCAGUAGAAUGGAAUUCAAAUCAAAGAAAGUUUAAGUGAUACUUCUGAAGAAGAUAAUGAGGAGUUAAAUAAACCCAUUGGAAGAAUUUCAAUGACAGGAGAUUAGCUAAAUAAAGUAGAGUAAGAAAGAAUGGACAUCGAAAAAGAUGAUGAAGACACAUCUUCAAAACAUUAAAACUUCCAAAAUUAAAAUUUAGAAAUCUCAGAAUAGCAAUAAUAGGAAUAAAAACAAUUGCAAAAAUAAUAAUAGGAAUAAUAACUAGAAGAUAGCAAAAAUGAAAUGGAUAUUUCAUAAGAAAUGAAUAUAUCUACAGAGUAACCAUCUCAGCCAGGUAAAGUAGUUGAGGAAUAAAUUACUCAAAAAGCUGAUGAAUUAUUUACUGAUGCUAUACUUUAAGCGCAAGAAGAAAAAAAGAAGCAAGAAUAGCUCCGCUCAGAAUUAGAAUAGAAAUAUGAAAAAAUUCCUUAGGACAAUAUGUACCUAUUUGGUUUAUUACUCAGCUUUUUUGAAAGUAACAAGGAAGUUAAUAUUACUUUAGCUGGAUAUGUUGCUAAAGUCUUCUUACAUCUAUUUGGUUUAGCUAAAAAUAAAAACAAAGAUAUAGAGGUAAUUGAAUAUUUGUACAAAAAUGAAAACAAUUUACUAAAUAUGACCAAAUAAAUGUAGAGCAGAUCUUGCUCAGAUAUUUUAGUUAAAUCUAUCAGCUUUACUAAUUAAAAAUUGAAAGAAAAGUUUCUUAACAUAAAAUUGAAAGUUAUAGAUAAGCUAAUUGAACUAUUAAGUGAUGAAAACAACGACUUGGAAGUUUUUGCUAACACUGUUCUUUGCUUUUAAGAAUUGAUUAGUUAUUACACUAAUUAUACCGAUGGUAAAUAGAUUGUCGAAUAUGUUAUUUCUCAGCCUAUUUUUAGCAAAUUACUUAAUAAUUCGACUUCACAAAACGCUAAAAUAGCAUACCAUAAUGCUAGUGUAGUUUGUAUUAUUAUAUAGCUCUUUAAUGUUAUUGAAUCAAGAAGAAGUGAUGAAGAUGAACCUUCAUUCCAAGAAUUUGAUAUAGAUUACAAUGAUGCUUUAUAAUUAUUUAGCACCUAUAUUAAAGCUACUAUAGACUACUUAAAAAAUUACUAAUAAGAUGAAACAAUUAAAACAGUUUAUAGAUAAGAGUUAAAACCUUUAGGUUAGUCUCGCUUAAAAAUUGUUGAAAUAUAUUGUGUUGCUCUUAAAUAAAGUAAUUUUUAUGUUGUUUAAGAAAUGGCAUAGCAUAAUCUUCAUGCAGUGCUAUUAGAAUUAUUCUUGAAAUACGAAUGGAAUAAUAUGCUCCAUACACUUGUUGAGAGAGUUAUAAUUUAGUCAGCAUAAAUUAAUUCUCAUGCUAUGAGAAAAGCCGUAUUUACAGAUGCAAAAUUAAUCAAUUUCUUAUUAGAAGCUACCAAGUAAGUAGAUUCUGAUAUUGCCAGUGAUGCACCUACAAAAGUUAAUUUCAGGAAAGGAUAUCUAGGACAUGUGACAAAAAUAGCUAAUUUUGUUCAAAGAUUAUGUGAAAAUAAUGCUGAAAUUCAAGAAUAUGUUGAUCAUGAUUUAUGGGGCUAGCUGAGAGAUAGCUAUCUAGAUUAAACGAAUUAAAAUAAUAAUAGAGAACUUGGUGAUCAUGCUAUGAUUUAUCAUGAUUAACAUUCAUCUUAGCUUCAUUGCAGUUAUGAUAUUGAUGAUAUUAAAUAAAAGUCUGAAGAUUUUCUUUUUGGUGUACCAUAUCAAAGUGAGCAAAAUAAAUUAAAAGAAGAGGAAAACCAUGAGCACAAUAUUGAAAAUAACGAAGAUGAACAGGAGAAACCAGAGUCAGAUGAAAUGUUUUUUAGCAACAUAGCAAAGAGCAUUUAAGAUGAUGACAAACAAGAAGAGGAAAAUAGAUAAUAAGAAUAGCAGCAUCUCGAAGGAUUUGGUUUUAGUGAUCCAUUUUUAAAUAACUAUUAAAUGACAACUUCUUAAGAAAAGACAAAAGGUUUUGAUGCUUUUGAGUUCUUCAAUGUGUAAAAUACAAAUUAAGAUAAUAGCGAAUAACAGAAAUAAGAAGAUAUAUUUAAAAGUUUUGGGUUUACAAAUUCUCCUUAAUUAUCUGCUUCUCCAAGCCCAAAUGAAAUUUAAAAUGAAGAUCAUGAUUUAGAUAAAUAAUAGACAUAAUAGCAGUAGUAAUAGUAAUCAUAAUAAUAGUAACAAUAACAAAAUUAGUAACAUGAAGAUAGCCAAGAAGAUUUGAAUAAUUAAAAAUAACAAUAAUUUAACUCUGCUUUUGCUGAUUUUUGA